GCGGGCGAGCGCGGGGCCCGGCGGGACGAGCCGGAGGGAGCCUGGGCGCGAGCGGAGGCGGCGGCGGCGGCGGUGGAGGAGGAGGAGGUUCCCGUCGGCCUCCUGCAGGACUAGCGGCGGCGCGGCCGCUGGCGGGACCUUAUUUCUGAGACGUGCCCUAGGCUGGAUAAGCAAAAAUGAGGAUAGCAGGAGCUGCAAAGUUGGUGGUGGCUGUGGCAGUAUUUCUAUUGACAUUUUAUGUUAUUUCUCAAGUAUUUGAAAUUAAAAUGGAUGCAAGCUUAGGAAAUCUAUUUGCUCGAUCUGUGCUGGACCCAGCCACUCGCCCAACAAAGCCUCCCAGGUACAAAUGCGGAAUCUCAAAAGCAUGCCCUGAGAAGCAUUUUGCUUUUAAAAUGGCCAGCGGAGCAGCCAAUGUUGUGGGGCCCAAGAUCUGCCUGGAAGACAAUGUUCUGAUGAGCGGUGUCAAAAACAACGUUGGAAGAGGAAUAAAUGUUGCCUUGGUAAAUGGGAAGACAGGGGAGGUACUAGACACCAAAUAUUUUGACAUGUGGGGUGGAGAUGUGGCACCAUUCAUUGAGUUUCUGAAGAACAUACAAGAUGGAACAAUAGUGUUAAUGGCAACAUACGACGAUGGAGCGACCAAACUCACCGACGAGGCGCGACGGCUCAUUGGUGAGCUGGGGAGUACGUCCAUCACUAGUCUUGGCUUCCGAGAUAACUGGGUCUUCUGUGGUGGGAAGGGGAUUAAGACCAAGAGCCCCUUUGAACAGCACAUAAAGAACAAUAAGGAUACAAACAAGUACGAAGGAUGGCCCGAGGUGGUGGAGAUGGAAGGAUGCAUCCCCCAGAAGCAAGACUGAAGGGAGCGUGAAGACAGGAGGAACGCACUUUGAUUCUGACGCGGCCGGCUGCAAAGCCGCCGCUCUACUCCGUGUACAUAUUCUAGCAGCAUGCGGCCGUCCAGGGUGUGCACGAGCAAGAUUGUCUCUGUCGAUUCCAGGAUUAUUUAUUGUUAACAUAAAUGACUACCUUUGUAAAUAGCCCUCCGAUCACUAAACCCCUUUUAAGCACAUUUCCCUACAAGAACAACGUGUAGACUUCAGUGGCAAUAAUGUACUUCAGUACGGAAAGCAUAUUCGGUGGGUAACCAGGCCGGCUGCAUAGGCAUUGAUUUCUAUUCUGGUUGCUGUGAAACUCCGUCCUGGAAAAACAUGGCUUUUAGGGAGGAAAUCUUAUUCGUACAUAUGUCUCUGUAUAAAUAUCUGGCAUGUGAUGACAGUAUCCUUUAAAUUAAAGAGAUUUUUGGCUAGUUGUAUGUAUGUUAUCUUACAGUCUGGCUCCUAGCACAUCUCUUUUCGUAGUCUUAAUUUUUUUCCUUCCAAAGAAAGCAAGAAAUAAAAUGUUUCACAUGAAAAUUUUCAUCAGGUUUGUGAAAAGCACAACGGUUUUUUUUAUACACUGAAAAUGAACAUUAAUAUAGGUGUCAUUUGGGGCUCAUCUUCUGGAUUUUGUGUUAGCAGUAUGAAUUAUGUGAUUUUUGUAUAAGCUUUUUAGAGUUCGCCUGGAGAACCAGGCCAGGUCCCUUCCUCAACCUAAUCAGGUCAUUCUCCACUGCUCGGUCCGUGCCCCUAGGGCAAUGCAGGCUCUUGUCUGCUUGGUUGCCGGCAGGCACUGAGUACAAGGAUUAAUCUCCUCUGACAACUUUGAUUUGUAAAUCAAGAACUUCUGUUAUUUACUUCUAAUUUCAUAGUAGCAACCAUUGCCUGAAAUUGCAGCAGAAUAUUUUAUAAAGUCCCAAUUACUUUAUUAGGGCACUAAAUACCUAUCAUAUGUGACAUGUAUGGAGUACUUAAAAUGCAACAUACACAAGUGGAGGACUCAUGCUGCCUUUCAUGGGAUGAGGCAACACUUAAAAUUCGAACCUAAAAUUUAGGUGGCUUGUAUAAAAAUCAAAAAACAGUAUUUGCUAUUUUGUUAAAAGCUGGAAGCAAGUCCCAUAUUUCUUGAAUAUUACUGACCUUGUGUUACUGUUUCUUCUCGCAGACCGAAUGUAGUAGUUCAUAAAGAGUCCUGUCUUCUGUCUUCGGGCCAGUUUUGUAAACUUUGAAGAGUUCUGGUGCUUCUAUCCUUACUCAUGCCCCACAUGCCUGUCUUGACAUGUGAAAUAUUUCCCUUGAUUCUGUUAGUUGUUUUACAGUUUCUAGGGAUUGGAAAAUAAAUGUUGCAGGUUU
Messenger RNA from Microtus oregoni (creeping vole), 2231 nucleotides. It is a transcript of the gene Fam3c, whose product is annotated as FAM3 metabolism regulating signaling molecule C. The transcript has 10 exons. The record is from RefSeq and is a predicted model, not a curated record. Bases 177 to 860 code for a protein of 227 amino acids. NCBI's taxonomy places the organism in Eukaryota, Metazoa, Chordata, Mammalia, Rodentia, Cricetidae.